Molecule: messenger RNA, 795 nt
Organism: Macrosiphum euphorbiae (potato aphid)
Lineage: Eukaryota; Metazoa; Arthropoda; Insecta; Hemiptera; Aphididae
Source: the annotation of a GenBank genome assembly
AUGAAGUUAUUAACUGAGUGUCUCGAAUCAACUGAACUUAACAUCGCUGAUGCAAUCAUAUUUAUGUCAAGUACUCUAGAAUCGUUGAAUAUUAUUAAUUCUGACAUAGAUGGUAUGGAUAAUCUUAUAAAUAGUUCAAUUGCGUUUUUGAAGUCUCUUGAUGUGGAUGCUGAAAAAGAGUUUUUAGUUCGGCAUAGACGCCGACUUGUACCUAAGCGCCUUGAUAAUAAUAGAGAUAAUGCGGCUAAUAUAUCAUUUAAAACAUUUUAUAGGAAAGAAUAUAAAUCUGUGUUGGACGAGCUCACGUCACUGAUGAAAAAUAAUUUAGAAAGUUGCAUUGGAACAAUUAAACCAUUAUAUAAUAUGUUCAAUCCCCCUGUAUCAAGGAAUAACUUAAGUGAAACUGGAAUUCAAGAUGCAAUGUCAUUUUUACCUAAAAAAUUUGUUGUAGACCCGUUACAUCUACCGGUUGAGUUAGAGGUACUAUAUGACCAAUGCAAAGAAGUGGAAACUGUUUCGGAUGUAGCUGCUGCUUCGGAACAAACAAAGAAAAUGCUUCCUAUAGCCAAUAGAAUGUGUCGUUUACUGUGUACAGCUCCAGUAACUGUUGCUGGAAAUGAGCGUUCGUUUAGCAAGUUGAAAUUGAUAAAGAAUUACUUAAGAACAACCCAGAGUGACUCCCGUUUAAGCGAUUUACUGUUACUUUCCUCGGAAAAGGACAUAGUAGACGAUAUUAAGUUAGAUCUGAUUGCUAAACAAUGGUCAAUUAUAAAAAAAAGAAGGAUUUGUAUUUAA